Messenger RNA from Saccostrea cuccullata (small rock oyster), 2978 nucleotides. RefSeq names its product prestin-like. The coding region runs from base 192 to 2609 and encodes 805 amino acids. The transcript is spliced from 18 exons. NCBI's taxonomy places the organism in Eukaryota, Metazoa, Mollusca, Bivalvia, Ostreida, Ostreidae. Gene Ontology annotation, cellular component: plasma membrane. Gene Ontology annotation, molecular function: sulfate transmembrane transporter activity; chloride transmembrane transporter activity; oxalate transmembrane transporter activity. The record is from RefSeq and is a predicted model, not a curated record. Gene Ontology annotation, biological process: transmembrane transport.
CUCCUGUCAAAACCAUAAAGAAUAUAUAAAGCAAAAUCAAAACAUUCAUUAAGUAGUUUUACAAUAUUUUUCUUUUGACUACCAAAAGAGUUCAGAAUGCGAGGAAACAGUUGAUCCAUCAAAUCAGUCUCCACAGAUCGAUCGCAUUCUGUUCUUCGUUGGAGUGAGUGGCUAUUGGAAAAACAAGCUAAAUGAGCACUUUUAAAAUGAAUAUAGGGGAUAUUCCCCCUGAUCAAUUGACAGACUCGGGAAAAAAUUACUCCGAGGACAAAAAGGAAGAUCUCUAUCACACCUCAGCCUUCCGAAAGGAGUACCGUAAGGAAGAACCGGAACUGACCUUUGCUGAAAAGUGUAAAAAGUCGGCCAAGAAAUUUGUCAGUUGUUCCAACAAGAAAAAAUGUGUAGAAAAAGUCUUGCCUUUUUUGAGAAUUUACAGAAAGUACAAAAUAAAAACAGACUUACCCAAUGACGUCAUUGCUGGAUUCACAGUUGGAAUUAUGCAACUUCCGCAAGGAAUGGCCUACGCCAUGUUAGCAGAUAUGCCCCCUGUCGUAGGACUGUACAUGGCUUUCUUUCCCGUUCUGAUUUACUUUUUCUUUGGCACAUCUCGACAUAUAUCAAUGGGAACAGUAGCAGUGGUCAGUUUGAUGACUGGUUCAGUGGUAUCAAAUAUUUCGCCACUGAACUCAAAGUCUGUUACACCGACCAGUUUUUAUCCCAAUAAUACAUACCUCAACGACACGGAGGGGAACAACUCCAUCAGCCUGACCCCCAUUGUCCCCACCAUCGGCUCUUCCGACCAGGACGACUUCAUAAUGCAAAAACUAGCUCUCGCCUCAUCCAUGUGCUUUCUUGUCGGGGUUGUUCAGGUUAUAUUCGGAGUCUGUAGGCUUGGACUCGUGACCACCUACAUGUCCGACCCUCUAGUCAGUGGGUUCACCACGGGGGCUGCAGUUCAUGUUUUUACUAGCCAGGUCAAGUACGUGUUCGGAUUGAAAAUCCCAAGAUUCCCCAAUCUGUUCCAAAUCAUUUACACAUACAAAGCAAUCUUUGAAAACAUAGCUAAGACCAACUACGUGACAGUCAUCAUUUCCGCUAUAUGUAUGGUGAUACUGUACAUCGUCAAGGUUCAAAUUAAUCACAGAUUUAAGCACAAGCUUAAGAUUCCCAUUCCAAUUGAACUGUUUGUGGUUGUAGCUGGUACUCUCUUGUCGUAUUUCUUUAACUUCCACACAGAAUACAAUGUUAAAAUUGUUGGAAAAAUUCCGGCAGGGUUACCAGAACCAAAAGUUCCCAAUUUGAAGAAUGCCUUUGAGUAUAUCAGUGACGCUAUUAUCAUCGCUAUUGUUGCCUUUGCUCAGUCAGUGUCUUUAGCUGCCUUGAUGGCAAAGAAACACAAUUACCCUAUGGACUCGAACCAGGAGCUGAUCGCAUAUGGUGCCGGAAAUAUUUUUGGUUCUUUCUUUUCUUGUUAUCCAUUUGCAGCCUCUGUAUCUAGGUCAUCUGUGCAAGACUCCGCUGGUGGGAGAACCCAGCUCACAAGUGUGUUCUCAGCCUCCUUGGUACUGGUUGUGAUUCUUUUAAUUGGUCCUUUAUUUGAAUCUCUCCCUAAUUGCGUUCUUUCUUCGAUCAUCAUGGUGGCAUUAAGAAGCAUGUUUCUUCAGAUUUUUGAGUUGAAGCAGCUCUGGAAAGUUUCCAAAUAUGAUUGUGUGAUAUGGGUGGUAACGUUUCUAGCAGUUGUUAUUUUAUACGUUGACCUCGGACUAUGGGUUGGACUUAUCUUUUCCUUUCUGACCGUUGUUGUCAGAACCCAAUGUGCCAAAGCAGUUUCUUUGCAGAAGAUUCCCGAUGUUGAAAUGUUUGCAGAUGAGAAGAAAUACAUAAAGACGCAGUCUCAGUAUGGAAUAAAGGUGAUUGGCUUUAACUCACCUCUGUACUAUGCAAACGGUGAUAUGUUCGUGAAACAGGUUUUCCAGAUCGUUGGUCUGAAGCCGGAGAGAGCUAGAAAGCAGAUCAAACGUUUGGGUUCUAUAUUGGAGUUCCGCAGAGUGAGUCAGAUGACCUUAGUCUGUGGUUCAUACAGCCAUGUUGACCCCAACCCACCUUUAACCCCAACUCAAAGUCUUGGUGAUCAUCCAAGUGUAUCCAUGACAAUAAGCAACGGCUCAUCUAAUGAGCUGAGUCAUAACAAUAGCACAUCUGACCUUCAGAGCAACGGAGGUAGUUUAAGGUCACGAACAGGAAGUAUAAAAGGUGGACACGGAAACCUUGGAUACGUGCACCACGUUAUCAUUGACUGUUCCAGUAUGUGCUUCAUUGACUCCGUGGGCAGCAAAGUUCUAAAACAGGUCAUUGAGGAGUAUAAAACAGUGGGUACAAUCGUUUUUCUUGCAGCUGUAAGAGAUGAGGUGUGGCGAGUGCUGGAAGCCACGGGAUUUACCGAGAAAUACGAUUCACAGAUCUACCUUUCUGUUCAUGACGCGGUAGUGGCAGCAACCCUUGAAGGCGAGGGAGAAUACGCAGAUGGGUCAACCAAACAAAGGAUGUGUACUAUUAUAGAAGAGGUCGACUCUCAAGUCAAUGACCAUUUAAUGGCGGAAUUUUAUUAGUAUAGAAUUCGAUCCAUAUCUAGUAACAACGACACACUGAAGCAGGGACAGAGAAGAGAGUGUUAUUGUUUGAGUAUUAUCAUCCAUAAUUCCACAUUUCAGACUGACGAUUUGUUAUGUUACACCUCAGAUUUAUUUGUCAGAUCUUGUUUGCGUCAGAGGUUUUACAUUUACAUUAUAAAGACCUUUUUAGGUGAUUUACAUGCUUCCAUUUGAGCAUGUGUCAUGCACAUGUCAAAAAAGACGUGUAAAUCCAAAUGUGUGGUAUUAUUUGUAUAUUUUUUCAUAAAAAGUGCGUUAUUAAAUAACUUGUAUAUAAAUGUGCUUUCUAAGUACAAUUUUGUAGACAGUUAUAUUGUUAUCUUGCAU